This is a messenger RNA of Ceratina calcarata, 5229 nucleotides long. RefSeq names its product gon-4 like protein muscle wasted (gene mute). Gene Ontology annotation, biological process: regulation of DNA-templated transcription. NCBI's taxonomy places the organism in Eukaryota, Metazoa, Arthropoda, Insecta, Hymenoptera, Apidae. Bases 828 to 5135 code for a protein of 1435 amino acids. The record is from RefSeq and is a predicted model, not a curated record. The transcript is spliced from 15 exons. Gene Ontology annotation, cellular component: nucleus. Gene Ontology annotation, molecular function: transcription coregulator activity.
UUUGAAAAUGGAGUGCAUGCGCUCUAGAAUUUGUCGGGUGCGUCUGCCAUAUUCUUGGUUUUCAAGUACAUGUGCUGUAUAAUUUCUCGGACACAAAAUUUAGCCAAGUGCCAUUAUUGGUUAUAUUUAUACUGUGAUGUCGAUGCACGAUUGAAUUUCCACGUGUGAAAAACGUACUUUUCACAACGAACCCCUUCCACUAAAAAAAUGUGCUUUGUAUGUACGAUGCAUCCCUCUAAAAAAAACCACCUCAUCUAAAUGUUCGCGGGUACAGCUUGGAGCGCAUGCGCGUUGCGGAUUUGAUACAAUGCACAAGCUGCAACGCAACAUGAAUGAUCAAUGAAAACAGUUUCCACAAAUAGCGCAUUUAGCAUACUUUUUAGAUAUGGCGUUCAAAAUCACCAACCGUGAUUUUUCACGGUGAUCAUAAAAUCACGAUCACGCAUGGAUCUAAAGGUCGAAGCUUUGUUGCGGUAAAGCGUGACGAAAUACGUAAGAAGUAAGAGGGAUGCAGACCCACGGGCGCAUGCGGCAUGCGGUCCCAAAUUGCUGAUCAUAUUGUGGUGCACCGUGCACCCUACAUAGAAAUAUAUUAUAGAUAGAUAUGCGCAUGCUCACAUGUCCAUGAAUGCAACAUACAUACGUAGCCUAUACUUGCUAUAUAAUUGUGUUCUGUAUUUUUUGUAUUAUUUGUAUAAUAUGACAUACAUUCUUAUUUUUGAGCCAGGUAUUAAAGUUAUUAAAUAUGCUAUGGAAUAGACGAUGAUGAUAAGUUUAUUACUUUUGUUUCAUUAAUAAACUUUGUACAUAAGUAUUAUAAAAAAAUAAUGGAGGAAGAAUCUCCAAAACAAAAUAAUAAUGGAAAAGGCAAUUUACUUCCAACUUGUGUUUUCGUGAGUGAAACUCCAAAGAAGUGUAAUUUGUCAUUUUCAUUUAAUUUUGAUUUUGAGGAUGCUAACAGUGAUGCAUCUUCGGAUUCAGAAACUGCUGACUUACAAAUUGAUAUCUCUGAAGUUGACAAUUAUGAACCAUCCAGUAAACAUAAAAGAGAUACUGUUGAAGAGACUUCUUCAGUCAUUAAUGAAAUGGAAGAAGAGAUUGAAAGACAACUUGAUGCUAAGGCAGCGAAAACUAAUCUAACAGCUACAAACGUAAAAAAUAUAUUGAAGCAUGUGAUAACUAAUGAACAUGUAAUGGCAAUGGUUCAAAAUCGUCUUCAAGAUGCAAAGGAUGAUGUGCCGUUUGAACCAAAAUUGACAAGAGCAAAGGCUAAGGAAUUAGCAGCAGCUCAAGUUAAUAUACCAUGGCCAAUUACUCCAAUCAAAAAACCAUCAUCAGAGGUACAGGCUUUAAUUGAAGAAGAAUUAUCAGAAGACUCUUCUGAUGAGGAAUACGAUCCAAAUCAAGACAAGCAAAGUGAUGAUGAAAGAGAGGUUGAAAGUUCUGUAAAUAGUGAUAUAGAUUCUGAACCCUCAACACCUGUAAAUCAUUGCGAUUCAUCUGCAGUUGAACAAAUUAAAACAUCUGAUGUUCAGUAUGAUGCAGAAGGAAUAUUUAAAAUCCCUGGUAUUCCUCAUGUUCCAACAGAAGAAGAAAGCAUUGGACAAAGAACACGUUCAAAACUUUGCUUGAGUGAAACACCUUUAGAACAAAUUGAGCAGGCAUUUGUACCACCCGACAUAACAACUGAUAUGUAUGAUUGGGAUUGUGAAGUAGAUGAAGAUUGGGACAAUUUUUUAAAAGAAUUUACACAGCCAUUAACUCAGGAGCCAAUAAUAGAAGAUGAUCCAGAGGCAGAUCCAGAAUACAAUAUUUUAGACGAUGAAGAAACAGAAUUUCUGGACAAGGAGGAACUAAGAGCUGAUAAAGCUGUGAAAGUUACUCGCAAAGAAUUAAAUAAUUUGAUUGCAGAAUUGUUUGAGUUCGCUGAAACGUUUUCACAGCAGGAACAGGAAAUUUCAAAAAAGAGGAAAUCUACAGAAAAUACAAGUUUGUUAACUGAAGACAAUAUUAUGGAUUAUUGUGCAGUAGAGUUACCACCUUCCAAAGAACCUGAUCUUCCUAAUGUAAUAAACCAGGAUCAACGAGAGUUGUUGGCAGUUCAAUUUCGUCAGCAUGUUCAAUUAAUGGCACAACAUUUUGUUAUGACUUAUAUGCUGCCGAAUUUGCAUGAUCUUUCACAAAUAUGCAAACAAAAUUUAAAUAGUAUAAAGAAUUUAAAUACAGGGCCUAACUCGGCAUUCAAUGUUGCAAAUUUAGCAGAUGCUCUACAGCUGGUAUCCAACUGGGAAAAUAAAUUAUUGAAUAAAUUUUCUGAAGAUUUUAAACAAGAUUCUUCAGACGAGAAUGUGAUAAAGGCAGUAUAUCAUACAAGUAAACAUGGAUAUAUUCCAAAGUUUCACCCGGACAUAACAGAGCUGUUUAUGGAAAGUAAGGCUUUAGUAUAUCCGCAACUUUUACCAUGGGUACCUUUCAAACUUAACAGUUAUGGACUUAAAAGAAUUCCAUAUUUGAAAUCGGAAGAAGCUUUAAUUGCAAUCGGGUUAGAACAAUUUCACCCAUUUCUUGCCUCUAAACCAAGGAAACUCAAAUCUAAAAAAUAUUUAUUAAUGGAUACAGCACAUUUGAUUGCACAGUAUUUACUUCCAUGUAGAAAGCCAGAUGGAAUAUAUAUGCAUAUUCAAAAACGUCGUUUUGCCAAAAGUGACAAUCCAAUAAAACAUUAUUUUGAAAAGGGGUCGGUACCUAGAACAAUACAUUACAUUACAUUAGAAUCCUGUUUUAAAGCGCCCAAAGAGCAACCAACAAAUCUGCUGCCUCUAGUAUGGCAGUCUUAUCGCAAUAAUACAGAGCAAAGAAUUGAUGUGUUGAAACGGAAAAAAAUAUUGAAUUCUAUUAAUAAUGAUCAUAUGAAAACAGAUUCUUGUAUAAAUGAAAAUAGAAACAGUGUUGCUUGUGCUGAAAAGAUCGCACCUAAAAAUGCAUUGGAAAAUAAUUCAGCCAUAAAUGAAAAAAGUACCUUUGUACUUCCAAAAAAUACGUCGAGUAAUAAAAUAAAUGACGAAUCUUACAAUUCUGGUACACUCAGCAAAAAUCACGCUUCACAUCGUGAUGAUUUCCAACGAGAUAAAAUAGAGAAGAAGAUAGAUGAAAAAUUAAAUGAAGUGCAAGAUCUGUCUAGAAAUUCAAUUAUAGACCAUUCGCUAUUACUCAAAAAGUCGUCCAAAGUAAUGCAGAAAUUGCCACGAUUACGGAGCACUAUACCAAGAUUGGCAAAAACGAGAAGUGCUCAAAAUAUGAAGCUGAUGGUUCAAGUUUUAGGACCAAAAAGUUUAAUAUCCAAUUGUAAUACUUUGAAGUCCAAAGAGAAAAAUGAUUUAGAUAAAAAUCUAGAAAAAAUAUCUUUGCCUAAAAUUGAUAAUGAGGACGAAAUAGCAGAGUUAAUGUUAGCUAGCACGACUAUAAAGAAAGAUUCUAUCAGUAGAAAGAAAGCCAAGGAAGCCAAAGAAUUAGAAAAUGUUAAACGUCUUUUAGAAUCUGAAAAUCCAUUAAACGAAGAAGAGAAGUGUUCAAAAUUUGCAGCAUCGUAUCUUCAAAAGUUACAUUUGACGUUAGAAUCCAAUAAUCCAGAAACCUUCCGGUCUGUGAUAAAAUCCUUUGUGGAUUAUUAUGAAAAGUUAGAAAGUAUUGAUCGAACAGAAAGUGAAUUAAUGUUUUCUGACGUAUCAAGAAUUUCAGAGAACGAGAAAAUAAUGCAAAGAACUGUAAAAGAUAAGGAUGCAAUAACCAUAGAUUUGUAUCGAGAUGUUUGUGAUAAAUUGCAUGAUUAUCCUGGACUUUGUACAGAUUUUUUAUUAUUUUUGAAGCCGCAUCAAGCUGCUAUAAUUGAUCAGUCUGUAGAGUACAUAAUGCUACAAAAAAUACGUGAUUUUAUUAAUGUAGCUCAGAUAUAUUUUGCUAAGCAACCAUCACGAAUAGCAAAAAUAAUGCAAGCUAUUGCGCAACUCGCAUCUGAUCCACAAACAACAUUGGAAAAUGUCUAUGCAACUAUGAGUCCUAUACUCAAGAGUCAUCCUUUAGUUAUGGAUUUAUUUUUACAAACAUUACCAAAUGCAAAACCACCAGAAAGCAUAUUCGCACCACAUAUGUUUGAAAAUUUAACGUGUCCUGUAGGACCGUAUGAUAAAAGCAAAGUUUAUCCUGAAGAUGCUCCAGAGUUAUAUGAGAAUAUAGAACUGCCAAUAUCAGCAUCUCAAGAAGAUCCUUACGGAGGAGAAAAUUGUAGAUGCUACUGUCAUAAUAGCGACGAUAUUUCUAAUAAAACUAUUUCUGAACAUUGUGCUUCUUGUGGUGCAAGGUUUCUUAAUGGAAAAAUUUACCUUCAAACAUCUGAGGGUCUAAGACCAGCUAAAAUUAUUUUUCCUGGAGCCGAUGAAGAGAAAUUGGAGAAUAUUUCACGUGUAUCUCUAAAAACAGUUGAUAAAUUUGUGCCAUCCGUUUUGAACAAAUCACAAAGAAAGUCUACAAAAAACGAAUGUCAUACCGAUGAACAUUGCCAGAAGCUUCUUACAUCAAAAAAUUCACCCACUAAAGAAAAUGAAGAAGGAGAAAAGUUAAUUAUUAAGUCUAAAAAGACUGUACCGAAAUCUAAGGAUCAAAAAAAGAGUUUAAAAAGAAGAGCUGGAAAUGGUGUAGAUCAUGAUGUGGAUACAUAUGCGAAAAAAAUGCGUAUAUUACAGUGCAAAAAGAAAAAAGAAAAAAAGGAUAAUAAGACAACUAAAAUAGAUUGGAAUAUUGAUCAAAUUAAACUAGGUGAAUCUUCUUCUAUAAAUGUUAUAAAUCCUGCACAAGAAACGAUAGAAAACAUUACUUCAAAUAUAGAAACUGAUAACAUAACUGAUGACGGAAAUGAAAAAACUGUCUGUUCUGGAGAAAUAAAAAAUAUUCAUAAUUUACAUAUUGAUAUUAGUAAUAAACCAUGGACACGACAGGAAGAUAUGAUUUUAUUACAAGCUAUCAAAAAAGAAUAUUCUGAAAAAUCAUUAAUCAUCGUCAGUAGAACUAUAGACCGUACAGUUGAUCAAGUGAAAGAAAGGUGCGAGAUGCUUCUUACUUUGCUACAAAAAAUGGUUUAGAAAAAAGAACAGUCUUGUCAACUAUAUUUAAAAAAUGUAUUCUUAACUGAGGAAAACUGUUUUAGAAAUAUACGAAGAAGCUAUGCAAAUGGUA